CAUGUCCCGACUCUACACGUGCUGCUUCAGAAGAAAUGAAUCCAAGGCAGGCCUCAGUGGUUGAGGAUGGCGGGUCUUCUCAGCAACUACCAGUAUUCGUGCAAAAAAUCCAUGAUGCUUUGUGCCAUGGAGAAUGCGAGAGCUAGGAAGAAAUGCCAGAGAGAGAUAAUAACCAGCAAGAAGAGGAAAAUAACAGACAACCACAACGACCCACUGGAUGCAUAUAUACUGGUCAAAAAAAGUAAAGGGAGCAGUGCAGACCAGGAAAGUCAAAGCACUCUGAACUCUGAAAACAAGAGCACUAACAUAUCUAAACCUGGACUCUCUGUGUCUGAGCCCAGAGCUUCGGACCACCACAGUUUAGUCACAGCCCUCAGAGACAGCUGGGAGGUGGACAGUGGUUUCUCCUCUGAGGCGAGUCCUCCGGCCAGUGGUCGGAGUUCGCCGUGCCUCAGCUCGUGCACGACCACGGUGGUGGCGCUGGACUGCGAGAUGGUGGGGACGGGGCCCGGUGGGCGCUGCAGCGAGCUGGCGCGCUGCAGCAUCCUGGACUAUCACGGCAACGUAUUGUAUGAUAAAUAUGUCAGACCGCGUCAGCCCGUCACAGACUACAGGACUCGAUGGAGUGGCAUCCGGAGUCAUCACCUGCACAACGCCACACCCUUCACUCAAGCCAGGGAGGAGGUCCUCAGUAUACUUGAGGGCAAAGUGGUCGUCGGCCACUCCAUCUACAACGACUUUGAGGCGUUGGACAUGCUCCACCCGGGUCACAUGGUCAGGGACACAAGUACGACGCGUCUACUCAGUCGCUUGGCUGGUUUCCCCCGCGAACGCUGCCCCUCCCUCAAAAUCUUGGCCAGUAAGCUGCUGAACAGGAGGAUCCAGGCGGGGAGGAGAGGUCACUGUUCGGUGGAGGACGCUCAGGCCGCCCUCGACCUCUACAAGCUGGUGGAGGGCGAGUGGGAGCAGGAGCUGCAGAACAAGCUGAGGGACGACGACGCUCCGCACGAGCCAAGCUUCGCCGCCUCAAACCACUACAUGCAGGACGAGUACUGGCCAGAUGAUAUCACAGCUGAGAGCCAAUGAGAGGAGAGUAUUUGUGAUAUAUGCGACACACUUUGUGGGAAAUACCUCAGCAGACACCUGUUACAUGGUGAUGUACAGUACACAGUCACUACAGCAGGUUCAGAUAACUAUAGAUGCUGUAAAUGAAAAACAUGACAGUAUAUAAAGUGAAGAGAAGUGUAAGAAAUAAAUGUAUUUUGGGGGAAGUGUGACCAGAUUUCUGCAUUGCCUCAUAAAAGAAGAUGUACUGUAUCACUCUGGGGAAAUUAACUUAAUUGCUUGAAUGAAAACACUUGCUAAUGUAUUACUUUUAAACAUGUUUAACAUGGUUGGAGUUCCUAACAGCAUAUAUUUUGCUGUGAUACCAGAUACUUACCUGCAGAGUUGUUAGUGUUGAGAAACUUGAUAAUGUUUGUAUUGUGACAUUGGUGCUCUUAAAGUUAUUAGUUAUUAACUUAUGAAAAGCAGAGUUUGGAGUUCUCUAACUGAAUAUGCUCUUACUUGAAAGGUGAAAUUAACUAUUAAGAGAACAUGAGACUGAGACCACAGAUAACCGCUAUUUAAGAAAACACAUUUUUUCAGUCGAGUUUGUUUUUUAAAAUAUAGAAAUGAAAGUGGCUGCUCUGAGCCGCUCUGAAGUGGAACAAUAUGCAGCUUUUAAGAUGUUUUCACUGUCUACAAGACAAAAUGAAAACGUUUUUACAAGUUUAAACUGUUGCCGUCAGCUCAAUGUUUGUGUCACCUUAAUGUUUCGUGUUCUAACAGUUGUGUUGAAUUGUAAUGGUGUUAUUUCAUUACCUCUCAUUGUAAGCUGCUCUCUGAUGUCCUAAU
Messenger RNA from Chelmon rostratus (copperband butterflyfish), 1896 nucleotides. It is a transcript of the gene isg20, whose product is annotated as interferon stimulated exonuclease gene. Gene Ontology annotation, cellular component: nucleus. Bases 67 to 1086 code for a protein of 339 amino acids. NCBI's taxonomy places the organism in Eukaryota, Metazoa, Chordata, Actinopteri, Chaetodontiformes, Chaetodontidae. The transcript is spliced from 4 exons. Gene Ontology annotation, molecular function: nucleic acid binding; 3'-5'-RNA exonuclease activity. The record is from RefSeq and is a predicted model, not a curated record.